AUGGGUCUUCCUGUGCGGGACGAUGUCACUGGCCCGGCAGGAGCAUUGGUCCAUCUCAGAGACGUCCUCAGAGAGGAAGCACGGACCACAGGGAAAGUGAAAGGACUCGAAGCCUUACGGACUUCCUCAAAAAAAAAGUCUCCAUCAAGCACGAAGUCUUGGGUGUACAGGUGGGAUGACCACUCUAGUCUGGUUCUUCAGAGCCUGAACGAGCAGAGGCACCGAGGCCUCUUCUGUGACAUUGUCCUCGUGGUGGAUGAACAGAGAGUCCCUGCCCAUCGGAACCUCCUCGCUGUUUGCAGUGACUACUUCAACUCUAUGUUCACCAUUGGUAUGCGAGAAGCUCACCAAAAAGAGGUCGAACUUUUUGGAGCCUCGUAUAUUGGUCUCAAGGCUGUGGUGGAUUUCCUUUAUGGCAGUGAGCUGUCUUUAGAUGGAGGCAACAUCGACUACGUGCUCGAAACGGCUCACCUGCUGCAGAUCUGGAAGGUGGUCGACUUCUGUUGCGAGUAUCUGGAGAACGAAGUCAGCGAGGAGAACUAUUUGUACCUGCAAGAGCUUGCCUCUAUUUACAACCUGAAGCGCCUUGACUCCUACAUUGAUUCUUUCAUCUUGCAGAAUUUCGGCACGCUGUCUUUCACCCCGGACUUCCUGCAGAACAUUUCCUUGCAGAAGUUAUGCCAAUACCUGGACAGCAGCAACGUGCAGCAGGAGUGCGAGCACGACUUGCUGCAGGCUGCCUUGCAGUGGCUUACUCAGUACCCAGAAAGGGAGAAUGAGGCUUACCAGGUUCUGGAUAACAUUCAUUUUCCCUUGAUACCUAAAAGCGAUCUCCUCCAUCGAGUCAAGCCUGCUGUCUGCUCUCUUCUUCCCAAAGAAGCAAACUGUGAGGGGUUUAUAGAGGAGGCAGUGAACUAUCACAAUAACGUCACGGCUCAGCCGGUGCUGCAAAACAAGCGGACGGCCCUGCGGACCUGCGAGGAAAGGCUCCUCUUUGUGGGCGGGGAGGUUUCGGAGCGGUGCCUGGAACUGAGUGAUGAUACCUGCUUCUUGGACAUCAGAAAGGGGCAGUGGGUAGCAGAAACCCCUCUCCCAGCCAGACGAAGUCACCACUGCGUUGCAGUCUUGGGAGGCUUCAUCUUCAUAGCCGGAGGCAGCUUUUCAAGAGACAAUGGAGGGGAUGCAGCUUCAAAUCUCCUAUAUAGGUAUGAUCCCCGCUGUAACCAGUGGAUAAAGGUUGCCUCCAUGAGACAGCGCCGUGUAGAUUUCUACCUGGGAGCUAUUACCGACAUGCUGGUAGCUGUUGGUGGCAGGAAUGAAAACGGGGCACUUUCUUCCGUUGAGACCUACAGUCCUCAGAAGGAUUCGUGGUCCUAUAUUGCAGGCUUGCCCAGGUUCACCUACGGCCAUGCUGGAACAGUCUACAAGGAAUUUGUGUACAUUUCGGGUGGCCAUGAUUACCAAAUUGGCCCCUACAGAAAAAACCUGCUGUGUUACGAUUACCGCACGGAUGUUUGGGAGGAGAAGAGGCCGAUGAUCACCGCCCGAGGGUGGCACAGCAUGUGCACCUUACAGGACAAUAUCUACUCCAUUGGUGGCAGCGAUGACAACAUAGAAACCAUGGCUCGUUUUGACAUUCUGAGCGUGGAGUCGUACAGCCCUCAGUGUAACCAGUGGACCAGAGUGGCUCCGCUGUUGCAAGCAAACAGCGAGUCAGGGGUGGCAGUUUGGGAAGGCAAGAUUUAUAUCCUCGGAGGCUACAGCUGGGAAGAAACGGUCUUCUCCAAAACAGUCCAGGUUUAUGAUAAGGAGAAGAACAAGUGGUACAAAGGAACGGACUUACCCAAAGCGAUUGCUGGUGUGUCUGCAUGUGUCUGUGCAUUGAAACCCAAAACUGAGGACAGAAAGAAAAAGACGAAAACAAAAAAACAUCAAGAUCGAGGGAGAUGACUACUUCUGGAUAACCACCCUUGGAUGGUGGACUCCAAAAGGACCUUGUAUUUAAUCAUUUCUAUAUAACCUUGAUUCUUUCUUUUUCUUUUUAAAGGGCGGGGGGAGGGGGGAAGGCAUUUUCUGAAGCCUCAGAAGAUGUACAGUUGAAUGUGGGUUUUGGAUUAAGCUCAUGUUUAAGGUAAAAACAACAAAAGACACCAAUAAACCCCCCUUCCUACUACAGAAGGGAUGAUGCGGCAAGAGAGGUUAUGCUGCUCUCCUGAAUGUUAAGGCUUACUCUUCUGUGGUUCAUGGCAUUUCCACGUACAUCAUAUUGUAUUGAUGUGUUUAAAAUAAGGUUGAAUCUGUGGCUGAGAUGAUAAUGUCAGGGGGAGGAGGCAGAGCAGUAAGUGUCUGGUUUGAAGUUAUGGAGCAGUUCAAAGGAGUUCAGAAGCAACUGCUAAGAAAAAAUGAAAUGGAUCUUCGAUGUUGUAAAUCUUGAGUUUUUGUAAUGUUAAAUUUCAUUUACGAUACAUCCUUGAGUUGUUAGUAUCAGAUUUCUGCAGCAUGUGAGUGUUCAAAGAGAAUAUUGCUUUUUGUGAAUGCGGGUCAGAUCAGCUUGAAGAGCAAAUAACUCCACUGUACUCUUAAGAUUAAGAAGACCUGACUGUGUGGCUAAACAACAGAUGGGGUUGACUUGGGCUUCAAUUGAUAGCAUCAUGAACUUUGAAAUCUGGGAAAGGUGAGAUGAGUCCCUUGUGGCACUUUUCGUAUCUAAACAUAACAGCAAGUUUUUCUUGGGCUUAAAAACAUGCCCAGAACGAGAGGGGGCGGUGGGGGAAUCUGUCGAAGGACUUGAAAGAUUUGAAGAGAUGGAUGGAAACUGUUCAAUUUGCCUUGGGCUUCAAAGCAGAUGGAACUGGUAGAGCUCACUGUGAGUUUGGGGUUUGCUGAAUAGGGUCACGAUGGGGAGAAAUGGCAGGAGGAGGAUCCUUUAGGUGAACUUGAAUCACAAGAUGUUCCUCCUCAGCCCUACCAGGCUGUGGAAGCUGGGAUCCACUUCACUUAACUCGAGCCUCACGGUGGUCAUGGCUAGUAGCCAGUGUCAGCAGGGGCCUGUACUAGACUUGUCUGCUGUCAAAAAGCUUAUUAACAGAGGAAGAUUAAUUGGGGUUUGGUAAUCCUGAAGGACAGCGUCUUGCUUCCCUACCCCCCCCUCCCCAAGUUCAAAAUGCCUUUCCAUGAGAGUCGCCUUUUCAGAUGGGUUUGGCGGGGACUCGAAGCCAUGCCUCAUCAGGCAUGCAACCAAACGCCUUCGCCAACGAGACAGGUUCAAAAGGAAGAAACCCAAAAUAAAUAUACUCAGGACUGUGUUUGGGAUCCAGACAGCGGGACUGAACUUGAAAAUCAUCUGUGAGAUCCUCUGUGUCACACUAUCCUCUGCAUACCAAGUAAAGAGCUUUCUGACCCAAGUGUUAGUCCACCCUCUACAAACACAGCUGAUUCUGCUGCAGAUAUUAAAAUUCCCCGACUGUCUGGCCAGCUUUCAGGCAUUCACCCCCGGGGCAUUUUACAAAAAGGCACUUCUGAUUUGCAAGAAGUCGAUCACCAGCAAUCUGAUACAACCGCUUCAGUUAUUGUAAUAACGCCAGGCCACAGAUGAAUAUUCCUCCUUCCCAAAUUAAGAAAUUUUUAGGAAGUUUUUAAAAACAACUUUUAUACUUUUUUAUAACACAUUUUGCUAACUCAGUCUCUCGUUUGCCAUAUAUUAUAUUAUUUACUAUGGAAGCUACCGCUCUGUAAUUGUGACCCCGUUGUUGCUGUCAGGAACUCACCAUUUGAUGGAUCUUUUUGUCUUCGUGUCGUUGGUCGGGAGGCGAUGCAGCUGUUGGAGCAGCACUGGCAUUCUCAGCAUUGUCCGGCCGGCGGCUAUAAUUGUGUCUGUAGUGCGGCCUCUUCCCCGACAGUCCAGCUCGCCAGACGUGCUAAUAAACACGCUUUAUUUUCAGCUGUGGGUUCUCCGCUGAGUGGAUUUCCAGGGCUUUGGUUUAAAGCUCUGUUGGGGAAGUGUUGAUUGUUGCUGUUACUUCUUCCUCAGUCCUUCUUUCACAUCUCCCUU
Molecule: messenger RNA, 4051 nt
Organism: Egretta garzetta (little egret)
Lineage: Eukaryota; Metazoa; Chordata; Aves; Pelecaniformes; Ardeidae
Gene: KLHL36
Product: kelch like family member 36
Exons: 4
Coding region: 1-1950 (649 amino acids)
Molecular function (GO): cullin family protein binding
Source: RefSeq, a predicted model, not a curated record